Molecule: messenger RNA, 1800 nt
Organism: Aphanomyces invadans
Lineage: Eukaryota; Oomycota; Saprolegniomycetes; Saprolegniales; Verrucalvaceae
Exons: 10
Coding region: 30-1091 (353 amino acids)
Cellular component (GO): nucleolus
Molecular function (GO): histone H3K36 demethylase activity; histone H3K4 demethylase activity
Source: RefSeq, a predicted model, not a curated record
CAGUAAUCAGUCCAUCAUAUUGGUUCAACAUGGAAUUAACGUCGACGCCGUCGAGCAAGCGCCGCAAGGUGGAAGAGAAGCAUCCGUUGGUGAUCACACAGGAAAUCUCAGAAGAAGACGUCGUGGACGCGCACGAGCUGUCCGAGGACACUGGGUUGCACAGCUCAACAAAGGCCAAGAUGUACUUCCAGUGGCUGAUAUACCCCGUCACCGUCGAGGACUUUUACGCUAACUAUUGGGAGCGAAAGCCGCUCCACAUCAAGCGCAACUUUCCCGACUAUUACGAUGGAUGGUUCACCCGACAAGAGAUCGAGCGCAUGCUAAAGGAGCAUACGCUCGCAUAUGGCGAGGACAUCGACUUGACCAAAUAUGAAAACGAGACGCGAACUACGCUCAAUCCGCCCGGCACGGCCACCUCCAAGACGGUGUGGAAGCACUUUGAAGACGGUUGUUCGGUGCGCCUCCUGUGUCCGCAAAAAUUUUCCGACAAGAUGUGGAAGAUGCUGUCGAUCCUCGAAGAAGAGUGGGGCUGCAUGGCGGGCUCCAACACAUACCUGACCCCCAAAGGCACUCAGGGCUUCGCUCCCCAUUACGACGACAUUGAGGCGUUCCUACUGCAAGUCGAAGGCAAGAAACUGUGGAAGGUGUACGCGCCACUGAGCGACGACGAGACCCUCCCUCGUGUAUCUAGCCGGAAUUUCGCCCAAGACGAAAUCGGCAAGCCUGUGCUCGACAUCACGUUAGAGCAAGGCGACCUGCUCUACUUUCCAAGAGGUUUUAUCCACCAAGCACAAAGCCCUGACGACGUGGACUCGCUGCACGUGACAGGGUCGACGGGUCAGCAAAACUCGAUCGGAAACUUUCUCGAGACGAUUCUACCGCAAGCGUUGGCGGGCGCAAUCGCGUCCAACCUGGAUCUGCGCAAGUCGCUGCCGCGAGACUACCUCGGGUACAUGGGCGUCAUGUACUCGGACCUCGAAGGCGACACCCGCCGAGAAGCGUUUUUAACGUCGUUGAAGAAGCACAUGCGCGUGGUACGACGACAAUCAUGGUGGGCGACGUAUUGUCAUGGGCUCUGCUGUAGGUGGUGAACGAAGCGAUGUCGAUUGCAGACGCUGCAUGUGACCAAAUGGCGCGCAACUUUUUGGUGGACCGUCUGCCUCCUGCGCUGGAAGACGACGAAGAGGACUGCACCGUUGAAGGCAGCCCGCGGCCCAAGAUCAACGUGAAUGCGCGGUUCAAGCUGCUGCGAUAUGGCAUUGUGCGUCUGGCAAUCGAAGAAGGCAAAGCUGUCGUGUACCAUUGCAAGGAAAACUCUCGCAAACACCACGAGGUCCCGUUGCCCCCGCUCGAGUUUGAAUUGGACGACGCGGAGUGCAUCGAGUUCAUUUUCAAGAGCUACCCGUCAUACUUUCGCGUGGGCGACUUGCCCCACGAAGACCCGGCCGACCAAAUCGGACUCGUCAAAGCGUUGUACGAAGAAGGGCUUCUCAUGUUUGAGAACGACAAAAAGGAGGACGAUUAACAACGAUUGGACUAGUCACCAGCCUUCUCUUGUAACAACGACGUGGUUCACGAGGUGUCGGCCAGCGUUUUCCAGAGCUGCCGCAGCGCGUGGACGUCUUGACGAUCGAGAGCUUGGCGCACCUGCAUGGCGACGUGCGAGUCUUGCAGCACUUGCUCAAAUUGUUGCGACUUGGCCGCUGCCACGUCAAUCACUUCCUGGGGCAGGUCCGCCAGCUUGGCCACGUUCAGCCCAUAACUCUUGGGACAUAUUCCGUCGGCCAGUUUGUACAAGAA